Staurois parvus is the source of this 429-nucleotide messenger RNA. Lineage: Eukaryota; Metazoa; Chordata; Amphibia; Anura; Ranidae. The record is from the annotation of a GenBank genome assembly.
CAAACAGAGACACCUGUACACACACACAGACAUUUACAUACACGCACAGAGACACAUGUACACACACAUACAGACACAUGUAUACACACACAGGCACAUACAGACACGCAUACACACAGAUACAUGUACGUACACAGAAAUACACACACCCAGACACAUGUACAUAACAUACAUACAUACACAGACACGUACACACACACAUACAUGUACACACACACAAACCCCCAUAAAAAAGUUGCAGUACUUCGUUUGUUCACUCACAGACCCAGGUACUGCACUCUAGGGGGAGGCAGAGAGCACAUCACACACUCCUUCCUUUGCUUUCACUGCGCUCACCCCUUGAGCAGUCUGAGGGCUCCUAGUGCCAAUGACAGAUCCGGCCUGAGCUCCGAGCCUGCUCAGCAAGACGGCCCUGGGGGACACACUCGC